GGAUUUGCGCCUUCCUCUCGUCUCCGAUAAACCCUAGACAGCUGAAGCGGCAGCACCUGGCGCGCGCCGACGAGCUGGAGAGGAUGGACGACAGCGGGUGCGACACGGAGGAGGCCAAGAUCGCCUUCCGGGCGUUCAAGAAGGAGGAUGUCCACUGGUACCGCAAGCUCGCCGAGGGCUGGCCGGAGCAUAUAGUCAUCAACCGCAACCCGCAGCUCAGCGACACAGAGGAAGAGUACCUGACUGCCGAGGACAUGGAAGCGCGCUUCACUCAUCAUAACCCCACUCAUGGAGCACAGCUAAAACACUUUGCCUGCCUUGCUUUGGCACAUUACAAUGCCAGAAAGACUGAGCACAAGUUUGACCUUGCGGAAGCCUUGACAUCUAACUGCUUUUCUGAGGCGUGUGGGACGACAUAUGGUCAUGUCAACUUCACCGCCAUUCCCCAGAAGACUAAUGACCCUACGAAGAGGUUGUUUUUCGCUGAGCUCAUGCUCAUUCCAGAGCUCCAGAUGGAGGAGGAUACCGAGCCUAUGCGUGUGCUGCAUGUCUCAACUAUUGAUGAUGUUCCCUGUUAUGGUGGAUGCCAUGAAAUACGUCGGAAGAUCAAUCACAGGAUGAGGGGCGUCAUCGACUACGAGCGAUGCCACGCGUGUCACGACAGUCUGAAGCAUCCGAAAGGAGACAUGUUCAUUGGAGGGCAUAAUAGCACGAGGAUGCCCUACUACUCUGCAACCUAAAAUGUGAAGUGGUACCAGCUUAUAGAGGGUUAACACUACCAUCAAGUGUGAUGUUUGCAUGACUAAAGUGUAGAUGUUUAAUAUUAUUGUUAUAUGUGGUGUGAUGGUGUAAAUUA
Triticum aestivum (bread wheat) is the source of this 856-nucleotide messenger RNA. RefSeq lists its product as uncharacterized. The coding region runs from base 84 to 740 and encodes 218 amino acids. The transcript is spliced from 4 exons. The record is from RefSeq and is a predicted model, not a curated record. Lineage: Eukaryota; Viridiplantae; Streptophyta; Magnoliopsida; Poales; Poaceae.